This is a messenger RNA of Sorghum bicolor (sorghum), 897 nucleotides long. RefSeq lists its product as uncharacterized. The record is from RefSeq and is a predicted model, not a curated record. The coding region runs from base 210 to 524 and encodes 104 amino acids. The transcript is spliced from 3 exons. Lineage: Eukaryota; Viridiplantae; Streptophyta; Magnoliopsida; Poales; Poaceae.
GGAGGCACGAGGCGGAGAGCGGAGAGGCGUUCCGUUCCAUCCAAGCGGACAGCAACGACCAACGAGCUCUCCAGUCUUCACUCUCCAAGGCGGCGGGCGGCGGCGCACGGGCACCUCCUGCCUAUACCCUACCGUGCACUCCCCCUGCGCUGCGCUCUUCUCACCGCCGCCAGAAGGCCUCCGCCUGUCUCUCUUUCUCUCUCCAUCGCAUGGCUCUCGCGUGCGCCACUCACGCGCGCCGCUUCCUCCUCGCCGGUCCGGCGAGAUCUUUCCACGCCCAGCCCUACCAAGCCAAGGUCGGCGUGGUGGAGUUCCUGAACGGCGUCGGCAAGGGGGUGGAGGCGCACGCCGCGAAGCUGGAGGAUGCUGUGGGCGGCGACCUCCAGAGGCUCCUCGAGACCCGCACGCUGCGGCUCAAGAAGCUCGGCAUCCCCUGCAAACAUAGAAAGUUGAUUUUGAGUUUUGCUCAUAAGUACCGUCUUGGUCUCUGGAAGCCCCAGGCAGAUCCCAGGAAAGUUGAAUAAAGUUGGUUUGUUUUUGAAAGAUAGUCUACUGUUAUACGGAAGCAUGUUUGGGACGUUGAAUAGUUGCUUUGUAAUUUGGGGGCCGCAAAUCUUUGUUCCCUGGCUCUGGCCAUGCUUGUUUGCAACCAUUGCACAAACUUCUAGAAAAAAUCCAACUUCGUGUGUGCGUGGUUUUGUUCUUUUGUAAUAACAAACCUUAACAGGCGCAGUCCCUAUGUCUGUAUUUUUCCUUAGGUUUCUUUUCAACAACAUUGCAGUUUUGUGAAUGGUAAUCUUAAGCAAAUUGUUUACUUUUCAUUAGAGUACCAGUCACCUUAUAUGUAAACAAGUUAACCAUGUUGUAAUUGUAAUGCUAUAGAAGUUUUUGUGGUUC